AUUGCUGCUUUUCCCGACGGGAUACAUUCUUGUGGCACCCGGUGGUUGUUGCGCCAUUAGUCAACUGCUAAGUGUGCCCCCGGACUGGUGUGGUCGUUUGAAUCUCAAAUGGUGGCAUGUUCAUACCGUCUUUACCGUCUUUACUAAACUUGCAAACUUGCAUAUCUAUAUCACACUCACACAAGUUUGAUUUCUCUUUUGUUUUGUAUUUUUUUGUCACUGUUGUGCUUCUUGGCUGUCACGGCCUGUCAGUAGUAAUCCUUGGCCUUAUGUUCGGUCAGUACUCGUAGAACGUAGGAUACCUUCAGCUACGUCGAUAUCUGCUUGUUUUUUCCCGAUUGCUGCAAAACCUUGUGGAAAUGGUGAAUGUAUCGAAAGGUAUCCUUGUCAAAUGCGAUCCAGCCAUGAAGCAGUUCCUGCUCUUCUUGGAUGAGAAGAAAGAACUUGGAAGUCGUUUUAUUAUCCAGGACUUGGACGAGGAGCACCUGUUUAUAAGUAAAGAUGUAAUGAAUACCUUGAAAGAGCGUCUGGACAGCCUGAUGGACAAGAUCAGUAUAAGUGCUGCCACCAAGGAUGACAAUUAGCAUUCCCGUAGAAUCAGUUCAGCCGAGGACUUUUGUGCUUGUGAGUAGAUUCCUUUUGGGAACUUUUUGCUGAUUUUUGUCGAAGCUUGUGCGAUAGGUAGGAUUAAAAGGGGUAGACUGUUGUGGCAGUGUUGUUGCCGUGAAUGUGUGGUUGACGCGUUUCAUAUGUAGCAGUUGUUUCGUGUCUCUUGCAGAUGCAGUCUUGCUUAGAGCAUUAUUUUUGGGAUGUUUGAUAAUGUUCCUGCUUUUUCUGAUAUGGAGCUGUGAUAUCAAGGAAAUAGUAUAUAUAUAUAGAUCUAUAUUAUGAUCGGCCGCCCCGUGGAACUUGGCUAGAAAAAACCGCCAAGCAAAUUAAAAAACCGAUUUCACCAUUAAACUCAGCAUGUCCCAAAAGG
Paramacrobiotus metropolitanus is the source of this 979-nucleotide messenger RNA. RefSeq names its product general transcription factor IIH subunit 5-like. NCBI's taxonomy places the organism in Eukaryota, Metazoa, Tardigrada, Eutardigrada, Parachela, Macrobiotidae. The record is from RefSeq and is a predicted model, not a curated record. The transcript is spliced from 3 exons. Gene Ontology annotation, cellular component: transcription factor TFIIH holo complex; transcription factor TFIIH core complex. Gene Ontology annotation, biological process: nucleotide-excision repair; transcription initiation at RNA polymerase II promoter; nucleotide-excision repair, preincision complex assembly. The coding region runs from base 360 to 584 and encodes 74 amino acids.